Messenger RNA from Racocetra fulgida, 582 nucleotides. Lineage: Eukaryota; Fungi; Glomeromycota; Glomeromycetes; Diversisporales; Gigasporaceae. The record is from the annotation of a GenBank genome assembly.
AUGGUUCAUUACGAAUUCACGGAAACAGUUAGUGAUAAUGGAUCGGAACAGGAGCUUUCAAUCGAUUCUUCACCCAAAGAAGUUUACUGUGAAGAUUGUGAUAAAGCGAGAUCGAAUGGCGGCAAUAUUAUUGAAAAUCAAGAAUCUUUGGAUCACGUGAAAUCAUUAACAGAGACACAUGUAAAAUUACCAUUCCCUCCGACAAUCCUUCCUAAAGAUUUAGUAAAUGCCUUGCUGAAUAGCAAGUCUCAAUCGCCCAAAAUCUCGCAUCGAGCUCGUGGCACGCAGAAAGUUGAAAAACUUUAUAUAGAUGCUAGAAAUGAAAGGUUACGAUCUGAAAAAGCUGAUGAACAAAAUAAAUCAUUCGCAAAUAUCACAAAUCCCACACCUACUAAUUCUACCAUUGCAGUUUCUGAUGAUUUCAGUAACGGACCUACUUUACCAACCGAGGUAAAAUCAUGCGCAUCAUCAGAACAAUCCGCAAACACUAACCCAUAUUUGGAUGCUACCACAUUUGUGCCAUACGAUUCACAUGCAUCUUUUGGACUUUUCGCAAUAUUCGUAUCAGACCGUCCCUAUUGA